Sceloporus undulatus (fence lizard) is the source of this 4059-nucleotide messenger RNA. RefSeq names its product cytosolic phospholipase A2 beta-like. The record is from RefSeq and is a predicted model, not a curated record. NCBI's taxonomy places the organism in Eukaryota, Metazoa, Chordata, Lepidosauria, Squamata, Phrynosomatidae. Bases 880 to 2442 code for a protein of 520 amino acids. The transcript has 20 exons. Gene Ontology annotation, molecular function: calcium ion binding; calcium-dependent phospholipid binding. Gene Ontology annotation, biological process: glycerophospholipid catabolic process. Gene Ontology annotation, cellular component: cytosol.
CAAAAAUAUGCAUUUAUCCAAGUGUCUCCUCCAGAUUGCUAUGUGACCUUGUAUCUGCCAACAGCAUCUCAUGAGAAAUUUAGAACCCAAACAAUCAAGGACUCUAAUAACCCAAUCUGGAACGAGACAUUCUGCUUUAGAAUCCAAACUGAGAUCAAGAAUAUUUUAGUGUUGGAAGUCUGUGAUGCUGAUCCAGUCACCAAAGAUGACACACAGUUUACUGUCCUGUUUGACUUGGCAAAAAUCCAGCCUGGAGCAACAGACCUUGAAAUAUUUUCCUUAAAACCAGAGAAAGAAGAUUGUCCUUAUAAUUAUGAAUCUCUGGAAGUGGAAUUCAAGUUGGCGGAAAUUUUAGGACCUCCUGAACAGCUGGUUUCCAAUGAUGUCCUAGUGGCCCGUGAACUCUCCAUCUUGGAUAUCAAGCUGAACAGGGAAGAGAAUGAGAAGCUGUUGGAAGCCAACACAAAUGUUGUGCUCACUGUGCAAGAGUCCUAUGAAGGAACACAGAAGACAUCCAAAGAUAUAGAUUCCUUCCGCUUCCAUUGUAUAAAAACUUGGGAACCAGUACUAAAAGUCAAGAUUCAGGAUGUUUCAGCUGAAGAGAAUGGUUCUGACUACCCUUUAGUUCUACCUCUGAAAUGGCUUCCAGUGGGAUUGCCAAUCAGAGUAGGUCUACUGGUAGAUGAGGGUGCGGCUUUGGAGUUGUACCUCCAAGUAACUGGUUGGCCACAGAAUCUUGAUGUGCGCUUAGGAUAUGAGCUUUGUGCUGAUGAGCAGAAUUUCCUGCAGAAAAGGAAGAAGGUGGUUGCUGAUGCUUUGAAGAAGCUUUUCCAUCUAAGGCGAGACCUGCUGGAGCAUGAGGUUCCAGUGGUGGCUAUUAUGGCAACAGGAGGUGGACUCAGGGCUAUGACAGCAUUGUAUGCUCAUCUUUUAGCAUUCCAGAAAUUGAACCUGUUAGAUUGUAUUUCAUACAUUUCCACUGCUUCUGGAUCAACAUGGACUUUGACAGAUUUGUACAAAAAUGCUGACUGGUCGUAUAAAAGCUUGGAAGAACCCAUCAAAAGAGUUAAAAAGCAAAUGAUGAAGAAUAAAGUAAAUAUUAUUUCCAUAGAACAGUUGAAGUAUUAUCACAAGGAGCUGGUGGAGAGAGUUGAAAUGGGGCACCUUUCAUCUUUUACAUCUCUUUGGGCACUGGUUCAAGAAGCUGUUUUGCAUGAUGAGCCAAAUGACUGUAAACUUUCAGAACAACGUCAGGCUUUGGCUCAAGGCCAGAACCCAUUCCCUAUCUAUACAGCUAUAAAUGUCAAAGACAGACAUGUCAGCACCUUUGAUUUCAGAGAAUGGGUGGAGUUUAAUCCUUAUGAAGUGGGGUUCCAGAAAUAUGGUGCAUACAUUCGUGCAGAAGAUUUUGAUAGUGAAUUUUUCAUGGGAAAGGUUGUGAAGAAGAUCCCAGAAUCUCGGAUUUGUUAUCUGGAAGGUAUCUGGACCAACAUUUUCUCUCGGAAUCUGCUGGAUGGUUUGUACUGGUCGUCAACACCAGCAGAAUUUUGGGAACGAUGGAUCAAAGAUAUGGCAGAUAAGAGAAUGAGCACAGCUGACAAACCAUCUGGAGCUGGAAAUUGUCACUUGGCAUCACUGCAGCCAUUUGGGGAGAGCUUGGAAAAGUUGCUUUUGUACAUAAAAAAUGACCAAAAUAAUUCAGAUGAUGGUUAUACCACUUACAAACCCCCAAGUUGUGCAACUGGAAAACUGAGCGAAAUCUUUAAUGAUGUUUUAACUGAUCGUCCUCUAAAAGGGGCAACUCACAAUUUCUUGAGAAGCCUUGACUUUGACAAAGACUACUUACAACAGAAAGAAUUUAACGAGUGGAGAGAUACUGUGUUGGAUGCCUCUCCUAGCAGGCUGACACCUUGUGAGAAAUCCCUCUGCUUAAUAGACAUAGGCUAUUUUAUUAACAACAGUGGCCCACCACUUCUUAAGCCAGAGAGAAAUGUGGAUGUCAUCAUUGCACUGGAUUAUGAACUGGGUGUACCCUUCAAGCAAGCAGAGAUGAUGGCCAAAUACUGUGAAGUGCAAGGUAUCCCCUUUCCAAAGGUUGAUGUGAGUGAUGAAGACAGGAAGAACCCCAAGGAAUGCUAUGUCUUCUCAGAUGAAAACAACCCCAAAGCGCCAGAACUCGUUUGCUUUCCCCUGGUUGACUGCUCCUUCAAGGAGUACAAGGCACCAGGCACGAAACGCUCUCCUUCAGAAAUGAGUGAUGGUGAAGUAAAUCUGGAGAAAGGCUGCUCACCUUAUGCAACAAUCCAUUUAACCUAUGCUGAGGAAGACUGUGACAAACUACUAAACCUGAGCACCUAUAAUAUCCUCUGUAACAAACACCAUAUCUUCAAGGCCAUCCUGGGUGCCAUAGAGAAGAGGCAGAACAUUUGGCCCAGUUCUUAAAAGACCAGUUAAACCUAAUAACUGCUGAGGUGUGGAGAGAGCCUCAAAUAAUUAGCCACAAGCUCAUGCAUUAUUAAUGAGUCAUCAACUUCCCAUGCAGCUUGUUACAAACAUUUGUUCCCACCCUGCUGAGUUGGAGUGGAUGACCUUUUAAAUAGUUCACGUAUUUUUUUUUUUAUGUACAGCCAUUUCACUUCUCACUUACAGUUACAUAGGAAAAGAUGGAAUUACUGCUAAGUCCAAUGCUUUUUGCCUGGUAGUACUAGGAGAUGGCCAUCUGAAAACACAUACAGUUCCUAGGUAGUGAGGAAUUCAAGGAACUAACUCAGAGUGUUUUAGGUGGGGUUCUAUGGCAAGGACUGUCCUUGUUGACCUUAAUAAUUAGAAGUGUCUCAGGGAUUUAUUUGUAGUUUUUCAGAAGCUGACCUCUUUAGUACUAAUGGAAAUGAAUGAGAGUCCAGCACAUACUAAAAGCAAACCAUAAAGAGUGAUGCUUUCUUGGUUCAAUUCCAAUAAUGAGUAAUUACACCAUAUCAAUAGAUGCUCUCCCUGCUCCCUUGCUAAAAAUGGUUAUUUCCAUUCCCUAUUCAGAGAUAUUCUGUACUUGAGAGAACUGAGACAUUUCAGCUGUGAAUGAUUCAAGUGCUGCUAACAUAAUUGAGUACUGUUGCCUGGUGAAAUACAAUUAUAAUUUUAAGGCACUGUUUGCUAAAUUCCCUUGUUUUUUCCAUUGCCUCUGUUCUGUGAGUUAGUUGGGAGAUCAGAUUCAGUGAACACCUCAGUUCUUCUUGUUUGUAAUGACUUCCAGUAAUAAUUGAAAUUGGCACCACAGAUGUGUGACUCACACACAUUAAUAUGAUAUCCUUUUCCCUUUACAUCAGAAUGAAUUUUGGAAAAAGUAAUUAAUUCAUGGAAGAACCUACACCUUGUUGAAGCCUAAAGAUUUAUAAUCUGCUUGGAAAAUAACCUUAAUGUAAUGGAGCACAGCAAUAUUUUUUCUUGCUGGAAAGGGACUAUACUGAAGUGUUAAAGUACAUUAGCAGAUCCAGCUUCUGCAUCACAACUGGGAAAAGCCUUUGCCUGGGACCUUCAGGAACAUUUUUUGGCAUCUACUGACAGUCAGGAUUGAUGGUGUUAGCUCUGUUCAUUGUCUGGCAACUGCUGAACCAAGAAGGGAAUGACCAGGAGCCAUGAAACUUGCAUACUAUUCCAAUAUUCACCCCAAAGUUUGAUGCACAUGGCAUAUAAUUUCUCAAGUUUCUUUACUCCUACUCCAAAUUCUGAUGUCUGGUUACUGAAAUACUGCUCUGCUGCUGCUAUCAUAUCUGAAUCAUUUGGAAAUUUCCUUUCUGUCAAACUCUUUUUAAGAUCUGGAAACAGGAAAUAGUCAGAUGAAGCAAGAUCUAGUGUGUAGGGUGGAUGGUCUAUGCAGUCAAACCCCCAAUUAUUCAAAACAUCCAUUGUCUUGCCAGCCUUUCGAGCAGGUUCAUUGUCCUCCCAAAAGAAAAUACUUUUCCGCAGCUUCCCUUGUCAUUUUUCUUACAGUGGUCCAAAACACACUUCCAGAAAUAAUCCAGUUUCAGACCACUUUAAUUGCACUGGCUUAUGUUAGGGAAU